AUGCCUGCCUCCCAGGUCGCCACCCCGCUCGCCGCGCCCAUCCCCAUCCAGGGCCAGCGCCGGAACCUAGGCCUGAUUACCACCCAGGAGCUCUUUGCCAGCAUCAACGCGACGCUGGCGUCUAAGACGGACCAGCUGGUGACGCCCAUUCACCACAUUCAGGAGCAGGACUACUCGGUUCCAGCGCCACCGCCGCCGAGCCCCGUCGGCUUCCGCGAUCACUGGCCGACGUCGAUGCGUCGUUGA
Molecule: messenger RNA, 246 nt
Organism: Parathielavia appendiculata
Lineage: Eukaryota; Fungi; Ascomycota; Sordariomycetes; Sordariales; Chaetomiaceae
Exons: 1
Coding region: 1-246 (81 amino acids)
Source: RefSeq, a predicted model, not a curated record